Acipenser ruthenus (sterlet) is the source of this 7468-nucleotide messenger RNA. RefSeq lists its product as uncharacterized. The record is from RefSeq and is a predicted model, not a curated record. Gene Ontology annotation, biological process: cell-cell adhesion. Gene Ontology annotation, molecular function: protein binding. NCBI's taxonomy places the organism in Eukaryota, Metazoa, Chordata, Actinopteri, Acipenseriformes, Acipenseridae.
GUCGUGUCUCUCUGGCUCACGGUGCCUCUCUGCGGAUCGAUGGGCUGCUCUUGCAGGACGAGGGCUGGUUCGAGUGCCGGAUCCUCUUUCUGGACAGACAGGAGGACGAGUUUCAGAACGGCACCUGGACCUUCCUCUCCAUCACAGCCCCACCUGUGUUUAUCAAGACUCCACCCCCAGUGGUGGAAACACUGGAAGGUAAUUCGCUGGCCCUGACUUGCUCCGCCCACGGCAAUCCUCAACCAAUCAUCACUUGGAGGAAAGACGACGUCAUCCUAGAAAGCGGGGAGAAGCUAGAGCUUUCCAAUGGGACGGUGUUCCUGUCUCCUGUGGGGAGAGCCAGCACAGGGCGGUACGAGUGCCAGGCCUCCAAUCAGGAGGGAAACAUCACCCACUCUGCACAGCUCCUGGUGCUAGGUCCUCCAAUCAUAGUCCUCCAGCCGGCAGACCUCACGCUGAAUGUAUCCCAGGAUGCUGCGCUGCACUGCCAUGCCGAGGCCUAUCCCUCCAACCUGACGUAUCUGUGGUGGAAAGGGGGGGAGAACGUGUUUCACAUCCAGUCUCUGAAGUCGCGGGUUCGAAUCCUGGUCGACGGCACUCUGCUGAUCCAGAGGGUGAUCCCAGAGGAUGCUGGGAACUACAGCUGUGUGCCGACCAAUGGCAUUCUGACUCCGCCCACCGCCUCUGCUUACAUUCGAGUCCUGCACCCCGCCCAGGCGGUUGACAUGCCGGCUGAGACCUAUCUGCCAAUGGGGAUGCAGGGAGUGAUCACAUGUCCAGUGAGGGCGGACCCCCCAGUGCUGUUUGUCAACUGGACCAAAGAUGGCCAUCCGUUGGACAUCGAGAUGCCCCCAGGUUGGGUUGUGAAUUCCAUGGGUUCGGUUUCCAUAGCGAUAGCCAAUGAGGAUGCACUGGGCUUGUACACCUGCACUCCCUAUAACAGCUACGGGACCGUGGGCCAAUCAGCAGCCACCAGAGUCGUUCUGCAGGACCCGCCCACUUUCCGCCUGUCUCCGCGGGCGGAGUAUCUACAGGAAGUGGGGCGUGAGUUGGUCAUUUCCUGUGCGGCCAAUGGAGACCCCGCCCCAAACAUCACCUGGACGAAGGUGGGAUUAACCCCUCACUCCCUGUUCGGAGUGGCUGUGAACGGCUCCCUGAUCCUCAGCCCUCUCAGUAAGGACCACCAGGGGGCGUGGGAGUGCCACGCGCGGAACAGAGUGGCGACCGUCUCCACACGCACCUCCGUGUCAGUGCUGGGUACCAGCCCCCACGCAGUCUCCGAGCUCGCUGUCACUCCGGGGGUCAACACUGCCAACCUGACCUGGGAGCCGGGCUUCGACGGGGGGUACACUCAGAGAUUCAGCGUGUGGUUGAAGCGAGUGUCUCAGGGGAAACACGAGUGGACGUCCCUCCCAGUUCCUCUCUCCCAGUCCAGCUUACUGGUUUCCAGUCUGUUCCCGGACACUGCGUACCAGUUCAGUGUCCUGCCACAGAACAAGCUGGGCAGCGGGCCGUUCAGCGAGGUCGUGACGGUGCUCACACUGCCUGUCCCUCAAACAGAAGCCCCGCCUCCACUGGUGACAUCACCACCCCUUCUGAACCCGCCUAGUUUGCUAUCAGUCAACCAGAGCCUGAGGGGUGUGGUCUUGAGGUGGAACCCUCCCCUUUCACCGUCCCCGUCGAUCAAGGGAAUAAUCCUCCAAUCAAGACGCGAGAAUGGGGACUGGGCGGUGCUUGAUGGCUCCAUCCCAGCCAAUCAGAGCGAGAUACUGGUGCAGGGACUGCUAAGGGACUAUAACUAUGAGCUGCGGCUGCUGUCUCUGGGGGACAAUGUGAUCAGCGCACCGAGCGAGUCCGUCAACAUCUCCACUGCAGGUAUGGACGCGUACCCCUCUCAAACCCGCCUCUCGGAGCUGCUGCCUGGGCCCAUAUUGGCCGGUGUGGUGGGCGGGGUCAGCUUCCUGUGCGUGGCCAUCAUCCUAUCAGUGCUGACCGCCUGCGUCAUGAACCAUAGGAGAGGGAGACGCAGGAGGAAGAGGAGAGAAGAUCUCACACACGCCUUCCAGAAGGACCCCUCUCCUCCAGCUGGCCCGUUUACUGACAGCCCCGACAGCGUCAUGAAGCUCCGCCCGCUCCUUUAUGACCACGCCCCCUCCAACAAGGCCAGGAAGUCGCAUCACCAGCAGAGACAGCUGCUCCUAGCCAAUCCGCUGGCUUCCCCUCGAUACGCAGUCUUCGAGAGUUACCUGGGCAGCUCGGCUCCGCCCACCUCCCCCAUCGAGUCCAUCUCGCGAGGACCCGAUGGGCGAUUCAUCGUGCAGCCCUACCCAGAAUGCAUCACCCCAGCUUGCGUCAAGAACAGUCUGAAAAAACACUUCCCACAAGGCCCAAACGGUCUGGCCAGCUUAGAGCGUGAAAAAAGUGGAAGGACAAGACAUUCGUCAAAGAGUCACUCCUGUUUCACUACUAAUGAAGAGGAGAGGAGUGUGGGAAAAGGGCCAAAGAAAGAACACAUCUGCUGUUAUGUUAAAGAGACUGAAGAUGCUGAAGAGUGGUCCAAAAGUAGCGGCUGUUUUUACACAAACGAACAGGAGGACUUUAGGAAGAGCCCCUCGCUCUUUUAUGCAAGCGAGGAUAAGAAACUGAGUGAGGACUGGUCCGAAAGCCAGCGUGGUCUUUAUGUUAGCAUGAAUAAGACAGAGGAUGGAGAAUCGACUACAAGCAACUCUGUUCUGUAUGAGAAAGAGAAGGACCCAACUGAAAGAAGUCUCUCCGAAAGCAGUGCUUCAGAUUUCAGUAACAUUACAGAGAUCAAACUAGGCACAGCCUUCCCUAAAAGCCACAGGCAGUUUUAUGGAAACGACGAUGACAAAUUAGACAUUGAUGUUCAGAAAAGGUCUGCCUAUUUUUACGCCAAUGAGAAAGCAAAUGGGAAAGAGGGAGGAGGGACCAUAGAAGUAGGUCACCCCACUUCUACUCAAAAGGACGGGUGCCCCGUCCAAUCACAGAUGAGGAAAGACAGGUGUAGCAAAUCUGAAGUCUGGAAGGAGAAAUACAAUUGGACACAUUCAGGUGUGGGGGAGGAGUCUUUGGGGGAAGUGGUCACCCUAAACCCCUCCCGUUUUAGGACAGGGGGUGUUGACUUGUCCAGACAAGGAAGAGCGAUGGAGACAGAGAGGGCUGCGUAUUCAAUGAGUACCCUUCCUUUAGAAAGAGAGGCGCAGAGAGAAAAACGUUUGACGAACGCCAGCACCUUGGUGUCCCAAAUGGAGCGAGAAAGAGAGGGGCACAGUCUGAACAGAUAUUAUAAACACGCGAAAGAGAGAGAGAGCAGGAGAGAGGGAGAGAGCUACUCAGUGAGCCAGGGUAACUUGGAGAGAGGGGGGUGGAGGGAGAGGGAGAGGGAGAGAGAACCGGAAGAAACAGACCCAAUAUGGAAACCCCAAGCCGUAACCCUGCGGUCCAAAAACAAGAUGCUGACUGGCAAGGACCAGAGGAAUUCUGGGUUCCGGAAAGGGUGCUAUUUUGGUAACACAAGCAGCCCUUUAGACCAAGCCUCCUCUUCCCCUUACAUCCACUGGGAUAUCAGCCCGGUGACCUCGAUAACCACUCUCAUCCCAGUCCAGGGCAGCGUUCAAAACAUGAUGCCUCCAGCUAGGGAAUCUACUCUAGUUGCUACAGAUAACUUUACAACUGUCAAGCAGCCUCCCUCAACCUCCUUCCUCUCUCCACACAGUGCUACCUUCUCCAGUUUUGCUGGGGACAUAAGACAGGCCAAAUCGAGGUAUCCAGAAAAUAUAGAAAGAGAGGAAGCAAUGGAUGCAUAUUGUUCUGCAGCUACUCUAGUUUAUAAUAGGGAGAGGGAGAAGGAAGGCUGUGCUGCCUUCAUUUCUAAUCCAGAGACCGAGAUGGAAAGAGAUCAUUAUUCGACCAGCACUAUCCCAGUUUGCGACCCGGAGGGAGGGAGUGUGAGGGAGGGGGAGGGAGAAGGAGAAAGGGGGGUGGAGAUGGAGAGGUACGAAGCUUGUUCUGCCUUUCUUUAUGAGCGAGAGAAGGAGGGAGGGACAGAAGGAGAGGGACUGAGAGAGGGGGAGGGAGCGAUGGAGCAUGAAAACACUGAUAAACACUCAGAUGACAGUACUAUCAUAUCCCCAAACCCUGAAAAGGAAGGUGUGAGAACUCGUUCAAGAAAAAGUGACAAGUACAAUUUCAGCGCUAGUGCCAUUUGCCUUUCCCCGUUAGCCUUAAUACCGGACAAUGAUACAGUUCAUGACCAGUCUGACUUGUCUAUCUAUAAAUCACUCGAUUCUUCAAGGGUAAGGCUACAGAAACAGCCAUCUCGGUCUUCUGCAAGUACCUCACAAAGAUCCAAACAUCAGACCAGUGCAAUCCUGGAGUACCUGAGCUCACCUGGGUUUAUUGAAAUGAGUGUCGACGAACCAAUAGACGAGCCCAAAACUGAAGACCCACCCGGGCCUGGUGCAGAUGAAAAGCCUGGGAGUUUCCUGCAAGGUUCUGAAUCUUUACAAGAGAAUUCAGGCCCUGGGAGUUUCUUGGAGGACAAGACUGCUUUCAGCUCAGAAUUUCCCCAAGACCCCUUUGAAGCUAGAGAUACAAGCUUGAGAACAAAUCCUUUGGAGAACUGUGGGCUUCCUGCAGACCUCGCACCUGCAAGUGUCCUAAAACAGUCACCAGGGUUUGAGUCAGGGCCUACCUGGGACCAAAAUCCUGCAGGCUUAUUUAAAGAUAAGCCCAGUUUGGAGAGCACUGGAGAGCUUACAACGUCUAUACCUCAGGAACCUGGAUAUUUAGAGAAUGAAGCAGCUUCUCAAAAGAGAGACGGUAUCUUCCUGGAACAGACUUCCUCAGAUCUGCAAAGCCAGAACAGGUUUACCUGUGAGACUUCACAGUGGCCUAGUCACUUCCAGGGGCAUCCUGGGACUUUCCAGAUCAGGCCGUCUGGUUUUGAAGCUUCAAACACAGGCCAGCCAACUUCACAAGGGCCUGAGACAGAAAGCAGCUUGGUGAGGCCUCCAGAGGCUAAAAGACUACCCUUCAGGACAUACUUGCCAAGGGGCUACAGCUGGCCGUCCCCUUAUCACAGCUCUUUAGAGCUGAGGGAGUCGGAGGGGGAGGCACAGAGCGAGACGGAGAGGCAGGGAGAGAGAGAGGCCGAGAUUGAAAUGAAAGAUGUGAGGGAUGUUAAAGAAGCCCGAGCCAGUUUUGCUAGUCAAAGCAGUGGCCGGGGGAGUGUAGGGCCCACCUUCGCUCCCUCUCUCCAUCGCUACUCCCUCUCGCUCACUCCCUCUCUUCCCGCCUCUCCCGAAACCACUCAGAACGAGGAAGAGAGUGAAACUCGAGCGGAGGAGACAGCGAGGUCCGUGCCGCCGCACCUGGGGAGCAGAGCCAAGAAAAGGAGAGACACAUCAGUAGAUGAAAGUUACGAGUGGGACUCCGUGGACUUCCCUGUGGAAUCAGAGAUCCUUGAGGCUCUGAAACUCUACAGCAGAGAGAGCGAGACAGCGGGAGAGCGGAAGAGAGAGAGACCCAGGUCUACGAUCGCAGUGAGGGAGCUGGAGAGCAGAGGUCUGCUCUCCCCAGACCCCCCAGUGUCCCCUGCCUCCUCCCAGUACAGACUCCCAGUGCGAUCGCUCAGUGAGGCUCGAUUCAACGAGCUGAGACAGGAGUUCCUGGAAUAUCGCAGAGAGCAGGAAAGCAGCCGAGGCAAGAAGCCCGACUCCGAGGCCACACUGCUGUGAACACAAGGGUCUUAGGGAAACUGCCUUUUACUGGGAGAGUCGAAGACUGAUUACUGGGACCAGUCUCUGUGAUAAACUCCUCUGUGGGUUCAAGCUGCAUCAGAACGGAGGCGAGAGACCUCACUAACUGGGUCACAGCUGUCCGUUUUGAAGCUCAGCGAUGACCCGAAUACUGGACCCCUUUACAUUUUCUCAGCACUACCUAACAAUGAAAUAUGCUUGCGAGGCUGCAAGCACACCUGGGAGGAACCCGAUGAAAGCUCCAGGAGAUCUGGGUGUAGAAGAGAGCAUUUCUAAACCCAUAUUAUCUGCAUACCAAGACAGACUGACAUCUAGUGGCCAAGCAAGAGCCUCUUGGACUCACUGAAGCGGUCGGUGUAAUUGUAACCUGCUGUUGUGCACUGGGAGAGCUCCAGAUCCCUGCGUUAGGAACGCGCUGGGCUAGGGUUUAAAGUAAAUUAUCAUGAUGCUUCAGUACAUUCCACUAGGAAAACAAAAAAAAGAAAUCAGGAUUUUAAUUAAGAAAAUUGAGAAACUGAAAAACACGACGACACUGGCAAUGCAACUAAAAUGAAGCGAAUGCGUUGAUUUUUAUGAUAACACUUUACAAUGUGUCUGCAAUUCCAAUGUAAUGAACACGUGAUUUCCUACUGAUUCCAAAUCAAAUGAAGAUACUUUUCAUGACUUCAUAACAUUUCCCUUAAUACACAUGAAAUAAUCAUUAACACACUAAUUUUAAAGUGUUACUUUUUUUUUUUUUCUAAGCCAGAUCUCGACUCCUCACCAGGACCGGGCAUUAUUGUUAAUGCUGCCUGGAAAGGAGAGGGCAUCAGGAUGGGACAGCCCUCACUGUUUAUUUAUUUUGUAUUUAGUUUAUUAACUGGGAUAGGGCUGUAUAAGAUGGAACUUCUAGAGUCAUUCCGGAAGGACAAAUUAAAGGCAGGUUCCGAACACACAACGCUUGUGACUGUAUCUCAGAGAAACAAGAAACAAGAAUCAGGUAAAAAAAAAAGUCAGAUUUUUAGUUUAGAUACAGAGAGUGUAUAAUGAGGUGACGCCUGGUUCGCUGAGCCCUCCCAUCUGAAUUAUACAAACAUGUACUUAUUAUUUUUAUCAUGAAAACAAAAUCUACCUGAAACCGAGGAUACAUCGGGGGGGAAACCCUAAAUAUCUUGAAAUUUCACAUUUAUUGACAAUCACAGAGGCAUAGCCAAUAGAUGCAAACACUUAUUGACGCACAGAGACUAAUCGGUCCCAUCUGCUUGUAAACGGGACUGGCUGGCAGGAGUGACUGGCAGAGGUGUGAUUUUCAUAGCCACGGUUCACUCAGGUCUUCAGUAGUAUCUUGACCGUUUCAAUGGUUUGAGCUGGACGGCACGGGACCAUUUCUCUCCCCUGGUUUCAACAAAACGAAAAUGUGAAUGUGUUACCAGCAGGAUUAUUCUGGCUGGUUUAAGCGUUAUUCAAACUGGGAUCCUGUAACAAACACUUCAGAAACAGAGGCACGGCUGGUUGAUCUUUUUAUUGGGAUUUCAGAUCUUUUUUUUUCUAUACACAGUACAGGAAUUUUUUGAUUUUAAAAAAUCAUUUUCUACAAAGAAAAAAAAAAAAAAAGCCGAUUUUAAAAAGUUGUGAUUUUGUUUUUGAACGUGUGAAAUGAGUGCUUGUUUAAAAUGAUGAAUGAAUAAACCGAAUCACUUGAAUUUAAA